UCGUAAUCGUGCCGCUGAAGACAGAUCGUGUCCGGAGUUUAUGUACAUAUUACUUCCUGAAAUUUGUUUCCACCUACUUCCCUUAAUGUGUGUAAUAUUGUGACAGUAAAAAAUGAAAUUCAAAUGGUUGAAUAUAGGAUUGAUCGACAGAUAAUUGAAGACAUGGACCUACGAUCAAAUUCAGCAUCAUAAAUUUCAGUGUAAGGUUGAAACUGCAUGUAAUGUGAAACAAAUAUUAAGGAUAUAAACUGUGUUGAUUAAAUAUGGGAGCUUGUUGUGCUAAGAAUGAACAGCCAACUGAUACCAAAUUAACUGACAUUAGCACCGCUGGUGACACAGGCUUAAAAACGGGGAACUCAACAGGAAAGAAGAAGGAGCGCUACACGAAGGACCCCACAACUUUAUCCUUAGUAGUAGAACCUCCACCCAGUCAAACGACCACAGCUUACAAGUCGUCACUGCGAGCCCUUUAUGACUACGAUGCCAGAGCUGAUGAUGAUCUGAGCUUCAAAAAGGGAGACCUUUUAUACCUACUGGAUGACAGUGACUCUGAUUGGUGGUUUGCCAAACAUGCUAACCCUAACUACAGCAACACAAAGGCGGAGGGAUAUGUCCCAAGGAACUACGUGGCCAAAGAGGACUCACUCGAGUCUUAUGAUUGGUUUAUGGGCGCUUUAUCCAGAAAAGAGUCCGAGAGACUUCUGUUGACCCCUGGAAAUGAGGUCGGAUGCUUCCUGAUCAGAGAGAGUGAAACCAGCCCAGGAAACUAUGUGCUGUCAGUGAGGGACUAUGAAGAAGCCAAAGGUGACACGGUCAAACAUUAUAAAAUACGCAACAUGGACAAUAAUCGUGGUUACUACAUCGCAGCAAGGAGGGUCAUGACCUCCCUCCCAGAACUCAUCAAUCACUACUCAGGUCAGUCUGACGGGUUGUGCCGGCAGUUAACAAAACCUUGUCCUAAAUCCAAACCCGUCAUCAGUCUGAACAAAGACGCCUGGGAAAUCCCAAGAGAGUCGCUAGAAUUCGCCAAAAAGCUGGGGGCGGGACAGUUUGGAGAAGUGUGGCGAGGCAAAUGGAACAAAACAACAGAUGUUGCUAUCAAGACUCUAAAGCCAGGGACGAUGUCGAAGGAUGCGUUUUUGGAGGAGGCUAACAUUAUGAAGCAGUGUAAGCACGAUAAGCUGGUGCGACUGUACGCUGUGUGUACGGACCAAGAGCCUAUCUACAUUGUCACAGAACUGAUGUCCAAAGGGAGCUUACUGGACUAUCUCCGUGACGACGACGGACAGAACCUCAAGUUUCCACAGCUGGUGGAUAUUGCUGCUCAGAUUGCAAGUGGUAUGGCAUUUUUGGAGGAGAAAAAACUGAUCCACCGAGAUUUAGCUGCUAGGAACGUUUUAGUGGGGGACAACAACAUUGCAAAGGUAGCAGAUUUUGGCCUGGCUCGAGUUAUAGAGGACGAUGAAUACAACCCUAAACACGGUACCAAGUUCCCCAUUAAGUGGACGGCCCCAGAGGCAGCUUUGUAUGGGAGAUUCACCAUUAAAUCUGACGUCUGGUCAUACGGAAUUCUUCUGGUAGAAAUCGUCACACACGGCCAAGUUCCAUAUCCAGGUAUGGCCAACCGUGAAGUGCUGGAACAAGUGGAGCGAGGAUACAGGCAGGCCAAACCCCCCAACUGUCCCGACUCUAUGUACGACAUCAUGAAGAAAUGCUGGGACAAGAAACCAGCCAACAGACCCACAUUUGAAUACCUGGCUAGUUUCUUUGAUGAUUACUUUGUUUCUACAGAACCAAACUAUCGGGAAGCUGAUGAAUAACAUAAAAAUUUUCUGUUUUUAAAAUUUUAUUUAGUUGUCAAUGAUGAAAUAUAAGAGAUGGUAAGAAAGAAUACUAUUAGUUUCAAUUACAUUUUAUUUAUCUAAUAUCGACAAUUUGAAGCAAAUACUUUGUGGAUGUGAUGAUUUUGAAGGUCACAUUUAUUUUUCCAUCAUACACCCCACUGUAUUUUCUCUAUUUAUCAUAUGAUAAGCAGAUCAGAUUAAUAUUUUUUGACUUGAGCUGUUUACAAGGCUAGCCCUCCAUCAUUUACAGCAUAAUUUGAUAUCUGUGAUUUUUACAUGAAAACAACGAGCUUCCAACAUGCCACAUACUUUCUGUACCAGUCGUACGUCAUCACAGUACGUAGUACUAAGUGUCCAUAUGUGGUGACUUGUAAAGAUGUUCUGUACUUUUAUACAACAGUGUAUUAAAAUGUGCCUUUGUAUUAUGAUCACCGCAAACUGUUAGUUUAGAACACUGUUUACAUUCCGAGAAAUUAUCGUAUGUGCCUUUACUUCAUAAUAAUAGCAACUAAGUACUAAGUAGCUGCCCCUAAAA
Molecule: messenger RNA, 2379 nt
Organism: Saccostrea cuccullata (small rock oyster)
Lineage: Eukaryota; Metazoa; Mollusca; Bivalvia; Ostreida; Ostreidae
Product: tyrosine-protein kinase SRK2-like
Exons: 11
Coding region: 264-1820 (518 amino acids)
Biological process (GO): protein phosphorylation; cell differentiation; cell surface receptor protein tyrosine kinase signaling pathway
Cellular component (GO): extrinsic component of cytoplasmic side of plasma membrane
Molecular function (GO): non-membrane spanning protein tyrosine kinase activity; signaling receptor binding; ATP binding
Source: RefSeq, a predicted model, not a curated record